CUAGGAGAAGGGGAGGUUGCUACCAAGUCGCGGCGGAGACUGGUUCACGACGUCAGCGGGUGGGAGUAUUAUGGGUUGGCAGCGAGGCUCCAGCUGAGGGGAAGCUCCGAGCGCUUUCACUGCUGCGUUCCGGGAGCCAGCGAGUCAACACCAUGGAGCUCUCGGCCGUGGGGGAGAGGGUUUUCGCGGCCGAAUCUCUCCUCAAGCGACGCAUCAGGAAAGGUCGAGUCGAAUACCUGGUGAAAUGGAAGGGCUGGUCUCCGAAGUACAGUACGUGGGAGCCAGAAGAAAAUAUCCUGGACGCCCGUCUGAUAUCAGCCUUUGAUGAGAGGGAACGUGAAAGAGAAAUGUACGGGCCAAAAAAACGUGGACCUAAACCCAAAACCUUUUUACUAAAGGCGAAAGCCAAGACUUAUGCCUUCCGGAGUGAUGUAGCAAGGGGACUGAGGAUGUCUUAUCCAGGCAGGUCUGCUCAAGAAUCCGGCUUCUCCUCCACCAGGUCGAGAGAAGGACUCCGGAGAGACCCCGCGGGAGCUCUGCAGCACACCGGCCUUUCCAGGGGCGAGACUUCCAGAGAGAGGACUGCUCGGGUCGAGGAGAUGCCCAGAACCCACCAGAAAUCAGCCGCUCAUAAACACCGGAAAAAAGGGGCGAAACCCGGUAAAAUGGACUACAAGGACGGUCAAGCUGUCCGUGCAGGGGCCCUCAAAAGGAGCACGCCGGACGAUGUUGAAGGAAGGACACCGACUUACCCCCAUUUUAAACGCCGGAAAUCCGAAGAGCUUGAUUCGGGGAGUGAUGACCUGGAGGAGAGGGUUGAAAGUGAGUUAAUUCACUUGACUGAGAGGCCGGAAGCAAAGCUGGGCAGUGUUGUGCCCAGUCACGGCACUCCCAGAACGCAGCUGAAUCGUACUUCACUGGGCUACGGGGAUAGUAAAUACGGUGCAGACUCUCACCCCCUUCGGACUAAACAGGGCAUGGAAUGCGCACCCUCUAAGAGUGAACCAGGGAUUGACACAUCUGCACUUAAAAGUAAACACGCACCGGAGGGCACGGUCUCCAGGAAUAGUGUGUGUGUGGCCAGUGACAGGCCCGUUUCAAAAUCCCCCUUGCUGGCCAAACACCAGGUCUCCCGAUUUCUGUCGGAGCAGGAAGAGUCUUGGAGCCCAUCAUUGAACAAUCUGGAGAAAGUAGUGGUUACGGACGUUACGUCAAACUUUCUGACUGUCACCAUCAAAGAAAGCAGCACAGACGAAGGCUUCUUCAAAGACAAAGUUUAAAAGAAACGAAACUUGUUUGCCAUACCUGGUGAUGGGAGCGCGUUGAUCGUGACUAACACCUGUCGGUCACAACAGCACUGAGGUGUUGCUGGAGAAAUUGUGACUACUUAUUUCUUCUCUGGGUUGUAUAUAUUUUCCUGCGAGUAGGUAAAACUCGGCUACUCGUCAUGUGCAAGAGACAAAUGAAGUACCCGUUUCGUACGCCUGUGUUCUGGGCUGCAUUUCACAUGCAGUUGGGUAAAACAGUGUUAAACCACAUCAAGCGGUUAAAGCCAAAUAAAGCAACGCUUAGACGUUUGCUUUUGCCGGGUUGGUGAGAUGACAGUCGCUCUCCCUCACCACCUGCCUGUCAACAGAGCCCCAAUGUAAAUGAUGGUAGUGCGUUACUCUGCUUAAUUUCAUUUGUAGAUAUAAACAUACUUCGAGGAUGCUUUGAUUCGAUUUGGAUUCUAGAUAAUAGCUAAAAUGGUAGUAUUUUAACAGUAAACAGCAUUGACUGCAAUGAUUUAGGUUGACUUGUUUUGUUUUCAGACACCGGACUUUUGCCUCUUUUACUAUUACAACAUUUUUUAAAAAAAAUCUCUAAAUACAAUGUAUGUUUUGACAAUGCCAAUUGCACUUUUCAUUAUCUCUAUAAAAUAUAAACAAUAGUUGUUCCGGAGCAGGGCGCUGUACUUUUUUGCUUCCUGUUCUAAAUGUUGGCUUGUAACUAAGUUAUUCAUCCGUGUGCAAACGGGGAGUCCUCCCAUGACACAAUGACUUGACGAUUUGCCGUGUGAAUAAAAAUGCCUAGAAACUGAGGAAAGGCAUUCCUAGAUACUUUCACUCAACUCCUUGUCCCCUUAAACCCUGACUACUUCUGAAAGAAAUUGCACCUGUACUGUCGUUUUCCCCAGUUUUGCAUCAAAACUGAAUGUCACUCUUUGGGAAAACUCUUGGAUGUACACCACAUGCGUCAACUGUACUGAACGUUUUUGACAUUAGGGCCAAGUCAAAUGCCUUAUACUAUAUCUAGGGAUGGCUCCAGACACUUCAUUUUGAACUUGGGGAGAGGACUAUUCAAACUUUGGUAAACAAGUAUAUUUGCAUAGUAAUUGCAAGUAUAAGCUUUUAGGAAACUGCAGUACGUCUGACCCUUGACCUUUUUGACCUUGCAAUUAAAAGCAGGGACAACCCCUCUUCAGAUUAAUGUUGUGAUGUAUUCAUUAUAAGCCAGUCACCAGUUUCUUCUAAGCAAGUAAUUAAAAACAAGAAAAGGGAGAUAGUAUCCAAAUGGUUUUGGGGCAAGAAAAUGGUUGUCAUAAUAGUUCAUGCUGCUAGUCUUAUUGCUAAGUUGUGAAUGAUGAUGUGUGGGGCUUGAGCUAUAUUGACACAUCUGCACUGUUUAUCUAGAAACCCCUUGCCCCCCCGCCCCCAUGUUUUAACAAUGUGUUGUUUUAAAAAGACAAUUACAUGAAAAUGUAUUAUUGAAUCCUUGUCUCCUUCAUCACAAGUACAUUGGGUUUUAACUGCUCAUAGAAAUUAUUUCAAUAGGAAUUUGAUUCUCCUAAGCUAGUUCCCAUGUAACAGUGUGCUGCUCAGUGUGGGAGACUAAAAAGGCCCAGGAACUCUGAAUGAUAGCAGCAUGUUUCCAGUUUGAAAUUCAUUGCAAUAUUCAGAUGGAAUUCUAUCACUGGUUCUCAUUGUACCAAUGAUCUAUCCACGAUCUGCAGACAGAGAUCUAGAAUUCUGGCCUGCUGAGUGGAUCCAAAACAAACAGGGGAAAGACUAGAGUAAUCCACUGUCAUAAUGUAACCUUCAGUCAAACUUCUCAUUUUUCUUUUGUGUCUUUUGACCAUAGAGUUAACUAGUUAACUUCAUGAUCAAGUUUCGUGAUACCAGCAUUUCUAUAAAGUUGUUUGAGUCACUUUUAUAUUGGGAUCAUUUAAGAGAAAACGCAUACAUGGAGGAUUUCGCACCUUUACACAAUCCGAUGUGUUAUCAUUUUUGGACCACAUGGCUAACAAUAAUCUUUGACAUAGGGUUAUGCUGACAAUGCUCGAUAAUUAUGGAUGACUGAAGUACAUUCACAAGAGGAAUUGACAUUCUUGCCCUUCAGGUCAUUUUGUAAAGAUUCAGGAGCUUUACUUUGAAGUAUUUAGACUUUGCAUAAGCAACAUAAAGGAUUGGCAUGAACAGCUCUCUACCGUAUGUGGGUUGGUAUUUACCUUUCAGAAUGAUUGCUGAGGGUGAGCCACAGUCGAAAGAGAAUUAUGUUGGAUAAGAUGCACAUGUUUGUCAAAAUGAUUUACCAAAGGAAAUGUGUUAAUUCUAAUUAUAAGAAUGAACUUGUAAUUAUGGUGAAUGACAUAAGUGGGGACAGUUAUCAUUCAUUGGUGUUUAUGAAUGACGUGUUUUUCUAGCAUUGGGGAAUGAACAAAGGAAGACAAUGUACAAAUGUGACAGUUGUGUAAAUCAAAAUCCCUUGGUCACUUAAAUACUGAUGGGAUUCAAAGGAUAUUGCAUCUACUUUUGAAAUGAGAGUAUGUUAGAUCUAGAGUUAAUUGGAUCUAUUGCACGUUGAAUGUUUUGGCUAUUAAAACUUGAAGAGGC
This is a messenger RNA of Chiloscyllium plagiosum (whitespotted bambooshark), 3872 nucleotides long. It is a transcript of the gene cbx8a, whose product is annotated as chromobox homolog 8a (Pc class homolog, Drosophila). Gene Ontology annotation, biological process: negative regulation of transcription by RNA polymerase II. Gene Ontology annotation, molecular function: chromatin binding. The record is from RefSeq and is a predicted model, not a curated record. Gene Ontology annotation, cellular component: chromatin; PRC1 complex. NCBI's taxonomy places the organism in Eukaryota, Metazoa, Chordata, Chondrichthyes, Orectolobiformes, Hemiscylliidae.